AUGCCAGAUAAUGGCUUUGCGUCGGUAAUUCCAGCGCAAGUCUCGUUCCUCGCUAUCUACAACCCACUUCUCGGACCAACCGAUGAGACAAUCAACGAUCAGAUCGUUUUCUAUACCUCAAGGUCCAGGCAGCGACAACGAACCAAAACCUCCGCUGUGGAUAAUGGAGAGGAUACAGAUGGCAAAAAUGAGGCAAAUGAGCGGUUGCGCCAGAUAGGUCUGGCGCAAGGCAUGGUGAGCUUCGCAAGGAAUUUUUCAGAAGGCCAGGCAGUCGAAUAUGUGGAAACAGAAAAGGCAUGGAUCAUCCUGCAUGAGUUGGAGAAUAGCUGGUGGAUUCUAGCUUCAAUUGACCUUACCAGACUACCUACCGAGUCUGUCAACGGGAAGUCCGAGCCUUCAUCGCCCUCAUACCAAUAUUCCUCGCGAGAGAUGUGCCCUCCACAACUACUCAUUCAACAACUUCGCCGAGCUCAUUCGACCUUUCUGCUACACCAAGACAAUACACUAGAUGCUCUAUUUCAGCGCGUUGGCAGGCCGACAUUUUGUCACCUCCUUGGCCGUUUCUGGGAGAAAUAUGUUUGGAGCUGGGACAUCCUUCUCAGUGGAAAUCCAGCUGUUGAGAUGUUCAAUGGUAUUAAGCUCUCUGCUGGCGGCGAGCUCGGUAUCGGCGUUGGCGAAGAAGAAUGGGGCAGUGGUGAAAGAGAGGUGCUCGAGGAUUUUGUUUCCCGGACCGAUGGUCUAGUCGACCUGGUUGUCUCACGGUUUGGUGAUGGAAUCUCUCAGGCUGAGGAGACUGCCCAGCCAGGGCAGCUAAAGAGCAUCUCAGCCACCGAUUCAGUCGAUAUUGAGCAUUGGCUUGGGCAAGGCAAUUAUCCUAGGCCUUCGGAUGGCGUGAUCUUCACAGGUGUGGGAGCUAUAUCAAGAUUUUCUCUGCUCCAAGUCUCUCAGUGGAUGGAGAGGAUAUACAGAUAUGGCAAUGAUGCAUAUGGACUUGGCGAACACCAAGCCUCGCCGAAUAUAAAAAAAGGCCGAAAAAGACGCGGUCGGAAUCAUUUCAGAGACACCAGCAUGCCCUCCGAGCAGAUUGGACGAGCAGCAUCCAGCGUUUCGAAGUUGAAAUCCCCAGACCGCAGGUUCUCGCCUGGAAUACCACGUCCUCUGGUAUUGCCUCACAUGCGUUCUCAAAGCCUGGCUGGGUCCGGGAAGAAUUCCCCUAGUGGAAGCGAGAGUACCUCAGCAGGUAGUCCACGUGCCAGUGACUGGUCAGCAUUUGGAACAGAAACUUUCAUGAAGUACCUAACUUUGGGCUACGGUUCUUCUUGGGGCUUCUCUUCUGAAAACCAGACUGCCCUCCCUCAAGUGGCCGGGCCGAAGCAGCAGGGUGACAACACCGAAACGGUCUCUGUCAGCCCUUCUGAUGAAGAAGGACGAGUCCCGGAACAUGUUCCUGUGAAAGUCGACAAGGGCAGGUUUAUUGUCGGCUUGACUGACGAGAUAAAAUCCGAAAUGGAGGUACUAGAUAACGAGGAGUCUCCGAAUCACAACAUAACUAGCAGGACGCUAUAUCUGAAGCUUUCGCCUGGGGAAGACCUGACGAAGCUCCAAGUGCUCGUCUAUGUACAUCAACCUUUCAUUUUCACGUUUCUGUUUGAAGAAGGAACCCAGGCCCUUUCAACACCUUCACUGUAUCGAGCCAUCCACCAUCAGCUAUAUCCUCUCCGGAAGUCCCUUCUGACAUCCACGUCUCCUGCCAACGCGUUUCGCCGAAUAUCCAUAUCAAACACCCUCGAUCCCCAACAACGGUUCUCACAGGCUAAAACAAAAGACGAGCCGGUCUACGAUCUGGUCUACGACCCGUCCAACCUCACUAUCCGGUCUUCGAUCCCCAAUAUUCCUGACCUAGGAUCCUCAAUCCAUGCAUCUGGUCUUGCGUCCAUCGAUCAACCCCCCCUUACCCGCAUCGAAAGCCUCAACAUUCACCACCGCCUGUUAAGCACCUACACUGAGACCCGGACCCGUCCCCUCGAACUCGAACAGACCUGCAAAACGAGCCGUGGCUGGUGGAUAGUCUGGAUGAGAUUGAACGACCAGAAUAAGCAAGAUCACGAACCGUCCUCCUCCUCUUCAUCUGCUCAGGAAGCCUUCCUCGUCCGCAAAGCAAGCGAUUACGCCACUGCCACCGGGCAUGGUCGCGGGGGCAGUAGCAGCGCCCGCUUUUUCAGGGAUCUAGGCGGCGCAUCUGCCUCAUCUGCAGCCUUGCAGCAGGCUCGCGCGGAAAUGGGCGCCUCGUCCCGGCUAGCCGAGGGGUUGGGUCUAGAUCCGCGAAAAUACAUCGAGAACCUCCUUAAUCUAAACCGAUGA
This is a messenger RNA of Penicilliopsis zonata CBS 506.65, 2361 nucleotides long. RefSeq lists its product as hypothetical. Bases 1 to 2361 code for a protein of 786 amino acids. NCBI's taxonomy places the organism in Eukaryota, Fungi, Ascomycota, Eurotiomycetes, Eurotiales, Aspergillaceae. The record is from RefSeq and is a predicted model, not a curated record. Gene Ontology annotation, biological process: vesicle-mediated transport. Gene Ontology annotation, cellular component: Mon1-Ccz1 complex; intracellular membrane-bounded organelle. The transcript is spliced from 4 exons.